This is a messenger RNA of Moneuplotes crassus, 2525 nucleotides long. Lineage: Eukaryota; Ciliophora; Spirotrichea; Euplotida; Euplotidae. The record is from the annotation of a GenBank genome assembly.
AUUUAAAUCAACCCAAAAUGUCUGAUUAUAGCGAAGGUGAAGGAGAAUUAAGCGAGAGGAGCGACUCUGGCUGUGAGACUGAUAAUUCACCUAGGUUUGGAGAGGAAGAUGACCAGGGAGAAGACCAACCAGGAAAUGGGAUGAUGGAUCUGAGGACUACUGAGUUUAGAAAUGAUGAUUUCGAACUACCGCAAGAUGAUUAUGAGGAAAUGGAUGAGAAGAAAACACCUCAGAAGGAAUCCAAAACCUUUUAUAAUGAUGACAAACUUAACCCUUUCCAGAGGAAUUCCUCACUUGAGCAUGAAAAGCACAAAAAUUCAAAUGAAAAGGUAAAAUAUGAGCAAAGGUCUCAACAAAGUCCUUACUCUCAUGCGAAAGGGAGGAACUCAGAUGCUUCUAAAGGGAAUGAUGAGCUAAAAUUUAUCCUUUCGCACUCAAACACUCUUCUUACUUCUGAAAUCCCUGAGGAUGCAAGAAAUAAGCAAGCGAGGAACAUUAUUGAUAUUGAUGAAGACAGCAAUGAACAGUAUGAAGAUUUUGAGGAUCAUCUGCAUUAUAUCCGCAGUCAGGUCGAUUCUUUAAAAUCAUCCUUCAAAGUAGAAUCUGAAAGGAGGAAUAACGAAAUGACUGAUCUAAAGAGUAACAUAGAAAAUGUCAAUGAGAAAGUGGAUAAGAUCCUUUCAUUACUAACCUGUACUAAGAAUGAAGCUGAUUUUAGUAAGUACAGGACAAAUACCUUCAUCAAUACUUCAACUCCAAAGAUGUUGCACCAGAGGUCAUCAAAUGAUUUCAGUAGACCAAAGGCUAGGAAUGUUCAAGCCUUUGAUGACUCAGAAGCCUUACUGAAUAAUAUGGUUGAGAGUCAGCUUAAGAGAGAAGAGAUUAAGAAAAAGGAAGAUGAGAAGCCAAAGCUAGACCCUGUACAGUACAUCAAACCUGAAGUUGAGGAAAGGGACUCUCACCAUGAAGAUAAGGAAAAGGAGCAAACUCAACCUGAAGAUGACCUCCAGAUAGAAGACAUCCAAUCCUCUGACAGUAACAAUGACAGCAAAUCUUCAGGCCCUGAAGGAGAGGAGAGCGAAGAAGACCUUCAGGAGGACUCUGAAGACGAAAUUAGUGAUAAAGAACAAAAUAAAAAGGAAAAGGAGAAUGAAAAUAUUGAAAAUUCUCCAAAAUCCUCCAAAGGCCCUAGAGAAGUGAUUUCUGAGGUCAUCGAAGUUAAACCGAAGAAUAGUACUAAAGAGCAAGAAGAUGCUACCAAUGAUGAAUUGAAAAUAACUAUGAAGAAAUCUGAUGAUAACUUCUGCCUACCUUCACCUAAAAAGGAACCAAUAGAUUAUAAUUCUCUAGAGAUAGAGAUCGAGUCUAAUAAUAAUGAUGUUGUCAGUCAGUCCUCCAGUAAGAGAACUAUUGUUGAGAGCAAAGUCUAUGAUAACGAGGAUGAUUUUGUAAAGUCAUUUUUAGAAGAAAUUAAGGAAGAGAGUUCCAACCUCACCAGUGGUGGAACACCUCUUCAAACUCAUUUAAAAGUUCCACCCCAAGUUAAAAAGGCGCAAAGCUCGCAGACUAAAGUCAAACGUCCAAAGGUGUUGAUUAGAGAUAGUAUUGAAGACCCCAUGGAUCUUUUAUCACAAGAUUUUGAAGUUAUUGACCAAAGUAUAAACCAUGAAAACUCAAUGGUAAAAGAGUCGUCCCAAUUAGAUAGCACUAUCAUCAGCUCUGGGAAACAGUGACUGGGGCAAAGGUUUGAGGUAAACCAAAAGAAAACUCCUGAGAAGGAGAAGCAUGCUGUUCCAGCUAGACUUAAAUCAACAGUGAAGAAAUUCAACAACACUCCAGUGAUAAACCUUGAAGAGACCGAAGAUGAUCUAAUUGAUAUCUUGAUCUCUGAAGAAGGAGAAAUUCAAGAGGAAUCUAUCAUAAAAUACUCUGAAAAUUCUUUAAACAAAAGAAACGCAAUUGAAAUUCCUAAAAGUCAGCUUGUCAAGGUAGAUCCUGUUGAAAGAUACAAAGAGAUUAUGAAGAACUCACAGAAAUCUAAGGAAGGGCUUAGGAAAGGCACCCAAAAUAAACUUGGAGAUUACCAAUUAAACAACACUCAAGAGGAAGAAUCUGUUAAAUUAGAGGAUAUAACAGUGGCUGAUAGACUACAAAAUAAGCAAAAGAUCAUAAACCCUCAAAAAGAAAAGGAUGAUGGGUCUAAAUAUAGAAGGAAUAUCUUCUUUGGAAUCUCAAGUCAGAAAGAUGCUAAUGAGAGUGAGGAUAGAGACCUAAUGGAACCUGAUGACUACAUUGAGCAAUCAAUUCAAUCUCAAAGGAACCAGCUAACACCGAGCAACAUGAAUAAAGAUCCAAAUUUCUUCGGUAAACCCCAAAACAAAAGGUCCCCAAAGAAACUCAAAAAGGCUAGAAAGCCUAUCAGAUUUGACGAUGGUGAAGAUGAUGCUAUGAACAUCGAAGCACUAAUAAAUGCAGAGAUGGAAAACAUGUACAAUUUAGGAUAAAUUUCAAUACUUUUCAUCGCA